Messenger RNA from Elaeis guineensis (African oil palm), 567 nucleotides. The record is from RefSeq and is a predicted model, not a curated record. Lineage: Eukaryota; Viridiplantae; Streptophyta; Magnoliopsida; Arecales; Arecaceae.
AUGGCGUUCCGAACUAAUAUAAUGAGCUAUCUUGACAACUUCAAAGACCAGGAUGAAUUUUGGUAUGUACCACGGGAUGGUGAUGAGUCUGAGAAGGGGAAUGCAAAGAGGAAGUAUGACAAAUGGUGGCUUCCCACUGUCAAAGUUCCUCUAAAUGCGCUCUCUAAGGUCACCAGACGAUGGUUGUUAUACCAAAAAGAGUCCGUAAAGCAAGUUCUCAAGGCAGCUAUGGCUAUAAAUGCUCAGCUUAUGGAAAUAAAGGGAGGUCAAGCCUUGGAGAUGCAAUCUAUAAUUACUGUGGAAGUGUUUGACCCUGAAGAGUUUCUUGAAUCAAUGGACUUGUCUAUGAGGCAGCACGAGGUCCUUGACCUUAAAAAUCAGAUUGAAGCAUCCGUUGUAAUUUGGAAGAGGAAGAUGCACAAUAAGGAUGGCAAGCUAUCUUGGGGUUCUACCGUCAGCUUGGAGAAGAGGGGGCAAUUUGAAGACAGAGCAGAAACCAUCUUACACCUUAUCAAGCAAAGAUUUCCUGGCAUUCCUCAAUCAGCAAAAUCCAGUACAACAGAGUAA